Messenger RNA from Loa loa (African eye worm), 1236 nucleotides. RefSeq names its product TK/FER protein kinase. NCBI's taxonomy places the organism in Eukaryota, Metazoa, Nematoda, Chromadorea, Rhabditida, Onchocercidae. The transcript is spliced from 8 exons. The record is from RefSeq and is a predicted model, not a curated record. The coding region runs from base 1 to 1236 and encodes 411 amino acids. Gene Ontology annotation, biological process: protein phosphorylation. Gene Ontology annotation, molecular function: protein tyrosine kinase activity; ATP binding.
AUGGGUGGCGGGAAUUUGGAGGAAGAAGAUUAUUACCAUGGUUUAUUACCGCGAGAAGAUAUACCGCAUUUGUUAAUCAAGGAAGGUGAUUUCUUGGUACGAUCAAGCGAAACAGCACCAAAUCAACCACGACAAGUCAUUAUUUCUAUUUUGGUGGAGAAAAUGGGAGCAAUUGUGAGACACAUAGUGGUACAACAAAAUAUUCAUGGGAAAUAUGUGACCGAUGCUCGUGCUAGUUUUCAUAGUGUGCCGGAGCUUAUACAAUUCUACCGAAACUGUGGUGAACCGGUCCUCAGCACGGUGCCAAAAGCGAUUUUGAAACGAGCAAUAACUCGAGCACCAUGGGAAUUACGGCAUGAAACGGUUAUAAUUGAAAACAAAAUUGGUGAAGGUGAAUUUGGUGAAGUGUUUUCAGGAAAAUACAAACUUCCAACUGGAAGAGUGGUCGAAGUGGCCAUUAAAUUGGCUAAAAAAGCAGAAAUGUCGAAAGAAAAAAUAAAGGAAAUGAUGAAGGAAGCCCGUCUGAUGCGUAAUUACGAGCAUCCCAACGUUAUUCGCAUGUAUGGCGUAUGCGUCGAACAUGAACCAUUACUUAUCGUUAUGGAAUUGGUAGAUGGUGGAGCGCUGGAUGAUUUUCUGAAAAAAAAUCGAGUUUCAGUAAAGGAUAAAAUUGAAAAAAUGGUUGCUGGUGGUGCUUGGGGCCUGGAAUAUUUGCAUUCCAAGAAUUGUAUUCAUCGUGAUAUUGCCGCCAGAAAUUGUUUGCUUACACGUACUGGCAUAGUUGAAAGACCAUUUCUGUUGCAUGUGAAAAUAUCGGACUUUGGCCUAUCACGUGAAGGUGAUGAAUAUCAAAUGACAAAAGCAAGGCGGGUUCCAAUCAAAUGGCUUGCGCCAGAAACUAUCCAACGAUUAGUCUACACUUCCAAAACAGAUGUAUGGAGUUAUGGUGUCAUGGUGUGGGAAAUUUUUGCAAAUGCAGCAGAACCUUAUCCAGGAAUGACAAAUGCAGAAGUCAAAGAAAAAGUCACAAAUGGGUACAAAAUGUUAUUUGCACCAGAAGCACCACCAUGGAUUGUUGAAAUAGUACACAAUGGCUGUUGGCAAUUAAAUCCGGAUAGGAGAGCGAAUAUGGGACAAAUAGCACGGUGGAUCGAACAAAAUGCUGGUAUAACAGCUCCAGUGGUUAUCACUCCUCCGUUACUUGUUACGAAAUCAGGAGUAUCAGGUAUGCCCUAG